GUGAGCAGGUGCUCUCGUGGCCCCACAACGUCGCUGCGAUGGGGCCGCGCGAGGACUCCGCGUGCUGGUGGUAUUGCAAGAGUUGUAAGAAUGAUCGCACGGGUAAGCAGUGGUGGAACAUGGCGCAUGCGAAGAAGUGUGUGAUGUGCGGCUUGGCGAAAGGAGUCACGUUCGGGGGCAACGUUCAGCCCGCGGAGCCUUCAGUCCGCGCCAAGUCCAAGAUGCCGCCGUGGAAGUACCCGUCUGCUGAGGCGGCAGGGCAGGCGAAGAUCCGCGAGCUGGAGGCGAAGAUCAAGGAGCUUCAGGCUGAGUCUAAACGUGGGCUCUUCGGGGGCCACAUGCAGGUCGACGCUGGCGAAAAGGAUGAUGAGGCUGACAUUCGCAGAAGGCCCAAGGAGAUCGAUGAGCAGCUGGCGUUUGUGUCCAAGUACAGCAAUGAGUCGAAGGCGGGCGCAUAUGUGGAGUCGUUACGGGUCGAGAAGGAGCGUUUGCACAGCACGCUUCAGGAGUCUCGCCCCAUGUUUGCGAAGUUGCAGACCAUGUCUAAUCGGCUCAAGACGGCGGAGAAGCGGGCGGAAGCUUCGAGAGAGUUGGUGGCUGAGAGGAAAUUUCAACUUGGCGAGAUGCAGAAGAGUCUGGAGCAGGCCGAGAAGAAUCUCACAGAGCAGGAGAAGGAGGUGGUGUCGCUCAGCGCGCAGGUGCAGGAGCUCACGAAGCAGGCGCCAAUGGCUCCUGAGUCGGCAUCACUCGAAGAGAAGGGCAAGGGCAUGGCCAUGGACGUUGGUGCCUUGGGCAAGAUGCUUGAGGCGCAGGGUCUCGGCUCCGAGCAGGCGGAGGGCUUGGCGCAGGCAGGGGGCGGAGCGCCCGCCGCUGCAGCAGCAGGAGGCGCCAAGCCCAAGUCUUUGGACCAGGUGAUUGCAGAUGCCCAGGAAGAGGAGCUGCGGGAGUCGUUGGAGGCGCUUUACCCAUCCGAGUUGGCGGACCAUGUUCCCAAGGUUGUGGCAGACUCCUGUCUGGACGCUGAUGAUUGCCAGCGGGAUUUUCAGCAGUCAGACGACGUUGGCUUCGACCAGGACGAGUUCUUCGGUAUCACCGAGAGUUCGACGGCGGCGUUGACCUCUUCUUCGGCCACGUGUGGGUCUACUGGGGCCAGCACCGCUCUGGCGUCUGGUCAGCAGCCUUAUACUGACCUCAGGUUGAAGGGAGUGAUCACGUCUGCCAAUGUGGAGGGUGCAGGACCUUUCAAAAUGUUUAUGGAGACGUGCAGGUCCAAGAUCGUGGUGAUUCAGGAGCAUCGCACGUUAGCCAAGCAUCUUCCAUCGUUGCAGGCUCGCAUUCGUGAUCUGGGCUUCCAUGGUUUCUUUGGUGGGGCUGUGGAGACAG
Prorocentrum cordatum is the source of this 1383-nucleotide messenger RNA. NCBI's taxonomy places the organism in Eukaryota, Dinophyceae, Prorocentrales, Prorocentraceae. The record is from the annotation of a GenBank genome assembly.